Molecule: messenger RNA, 3198 nt
Organism: Amphimedon queenslandica
Lineage: Eukaryota; Metazoa; Porifera; Demospongiae; Haplosclerida; Niphatidae
Product: vacuolar protein sorting-associated protein 54-like
Exons: 23
Coding region: 32-3079 (1015 amino acids)
Biological process (GO): Golgi to vacuole transport; retrograde transport, endosome to Golgi
Cellular component (GO): GARP complex
Molecular function (GO): syntaxin binding
Source: RefSeq, a predicted model, not a curated record
UCUAAUAUAUUAAAGAAGGAGGGGUUUUAAGAUGGCGGAAGGUUCCAACUUUUCAAUGGAGGAUUUAGUUACUAGAAGAGCAUCAGUGUCUAAAGGAAGGCCUAAUAAAAUCCUGUCACUAGAGGAAUUAUUGAAAAACAGGACAGAAAAAUGGGACAUAUAUUCAGCCACACAGAACCUCCCCUCUGUACUGAAUGACCCAAACAACAGAGAACUAGACCUAUUCACCAAGACCUGGGGUGAAGGAUUCCUCCCUUAUGCGACUGUCCCUCCUACCUCUCUCCCAAAUAUUGAACUAGGCGAUUUCCUUUGUUAUCUCAGAGAGACUUCCUCAGGUAGGAAGUCUCACAGAUCCAUUGUCCGUGAGGAUAAUAAAACUAAUUCGAAUCCGUCUACACCAGUAUCACCAUCUCCUAGAAGACAAUUGCAAUUAGAUGGAAAGACUUAUGAUUUGAACAACAUUCCAAAAGUGUUCUUGCAGAAAGAUUUUACUCUGACUGAUCCAAGGACGUUCCUACAAGUGAUACCACUUCACCAUCUUUUGCCUCAGUCUCUCACUCCAGGAGGAGGAGGAUCUGUAUUGAAACAUGAAGAAGGACAAAACAUGGCGGCACUUCAGUCAACCAAACUGCUGCAUGAGAAAUUGACACAUCAUGUUGAUGUUAUUGAAGUACAUUUAGCUCACCAGAUAUCAUUAAAAUCUGACGUGUUCUUCAGCACACUGGCCUCACAGAGAGAGCUAGAGUCACUGGUUGUACAAAUUAAACAAGACGUCCUCGAAUUAAGACAUCGCAUAAGGCUAAUGGAUAAAGCAAUGACACAUCCGCUGCUCAGAUUAUAUCAUACCAAGAGACAGAAAGUGCGGCUGAAUCAGGUUUGUCUCCAGCUGGAGCAGAUAGCCAACAUACACCAGACACAGCACACCAUUCAGCUCUUGUUGGGCACGUCUGAUUUUGUUGGUGCAUUGGAAUUGAUCACAAGGACACAAUCGAUACUCUCAACUGAUCUUAGAGGAGUGACCUGUCUUAGACAUUUGAGCUCUCAACUGGAUGAGCUAGAGAAAGCCAUUGAAGCCAUGAUGGAGAAUGAUCUUGUACACGUAGCAAUGGCCGACAUGAACGCUAGAAUAGAUCACUGUAACAAGAUUGGGCUGAAUGAAGAGGGAGAGAGAAUAUCGAGUCCUGAAUGCAUCGAUACAGAGAUACAGUUAGAGUCCGUGGUCAAAGGGUUGCUACGGCGACGAAAGAAGCACUUUCUCUCGUGUCUGAGGGAACACGUUUUGAUAGAAUCAAAAAAGACAGUAAAACAGACUGUCGAGGAGUAUUUAAAACUAUUUAACGAAGGUGUCUCGCUGAUAGGAGAGAGAGAGGAGCCUUCUUUAUCCCUUGCUGAGCAAAUAAGAAACAUUAAUUUUGAGAGCUGGUACAAGCUACUGGAUAAACUGUUUGAAUUCCUCGUAACAUACAUGAGAUGUGUCCAGACUACAUUGUCAAAGAUAUCAUUAGUGUGUCAAGAAGAAGCUGGAGUAUUGACUCCAACUCCUUUAGCCACGCCCACUAGACCUCUCUUUGCCAAUGCGCUAUCGCACCCUCCACUGGGUCCUAAAAUAUCGGGCGGAUUGACGGAAGACGAAGAUGAAGAGGGAGAGAGAUUGAAAGUGAAAGUAGAAGAGGAAGAAGAGGUAUUUGUUGAUAAUGAAGCUGGUGAUAGACUGGAUCAGUUACUGAUGGAGGAAGAGAUGAGUGAUGCUCACAUUACUGAGCUAGCAUUGACUGCUGGUAGGGAGGAGAGCAAUGGGGAGCCAAUAGAGAAAGUUGAGAAACUAAAAGAAAAACAUUCGGAAAGUGAUUUAUAUGCAUCAGGGCUAUCAAGCCAGGAGUGCCAAUCACUCAUAAAUGAGUCUCAUGAGAUUGUGUGUGCUCUGUGUGACAUGCUCCACUCAAGAUGCACUAAACUAUUAAAUAUACGUGCUAAGGCUGGUCUUCUUGAUAAUCUUCAUCCAUCUGAUUUCGUUAGAUUAGUCCGUUUGAUUGGUCGUUUUAUUAACAGUUCGUCGGGUGUCACUGGUCGGUCUUGCCCCCACUUGAGACUAAUCCUCAUAUCGCAGGCUAAAGGAUUCCUUGAAGUUUUUCAUGAUAACAAAAAGGAGAAGCUUCGGAGACUAUUGGAUGGCGAGAGGUGGAGACAAGCUGAUGUUCCGCCUGAAGUUCAGAGGCUAACUAAUUCAUUAGAAGAAGGUCUCUCAUUUAGUAAUGAUUUAAUUGAUAAUAAUAAUAUCCUAGCUACUAGCAAACAAUUACUUACUAAGCAAUCAAGCCAGCAUACAGAGCAAGUAUUGACGGUCCAUGGACAAAAGUUUGCAGUAGUUGGUGUAUUGUGUAUAUUGAUAACAAUGGUCACUGAUUAUUGUCAAACUGCUGAUGAUCUGCCAAUGCUUGUGACAGACACGCUCGGUAAACUAGUAGAACUUUUAAAGUAUUUUAAUUCACGGACUUGUCAUUUAGUGCUUGGAGCUGGGGCAGUUGAAGUUGUUGGACUUAAGACAAUCACUACAAGACAUUUAGCCAUAGUGCUACGAUGUCUUCAAGCAAUCAUGCUAAUAAUUCAAGACAUGAAGACUUUCUUUAGGAAAAGAUUGACACCGAAAAAGUGUGUCCUACUUCUUCAGUUUGACCAAGUCAACGAAGACAUUGGUAGUCACUGUAGGGAAAUUAAUCAUAAAAUUGUCGGAAUUAUGAACGACCACAUAGGCAAGAUGAUAGAAAAAUGGGAGAUCAAGUCUCCAAUACCUUCAAUCCCUUUCAAGACAAUAAGCAAGCAACUUCUUAAACUCCACGAAGCAUUAGAUGAUCUACUACCCACCAAUCAUCUUCAAGCAUUGUUUCAGAGCAUAGAGGUACACUUUAAGUCUCACCUCAAGAAUCAUUUAACAAAGCAAGGGAUCUCUAAUAAUGGAAGCACUGAACACGGGAUAGUAAAUGCAGAGCUAACAAACAUGAAAGGUGUUCUUCAGCCACUAGAACACGUCAAUGCGUUUGGUAGCAGCUUAUUUGAUAUAUGGACGGACAGCAACAGAUGAUGAAAUUAUUGUUUUAUAAUAUUAUUAUUAUUAUCGUUUUAUUUAUAAUUUAUUAUAAGUUUGAUUAAAGGGGUCAACCCCUUUUAUAUAAUACAAAUCGUUUUAAAAAGGUAAAAAAA